This is a messenger RNA of Castor canadensis (American beaver), 2389 nucleotides long. The record is from RefSeq and is a predicted model, not a curated record. Lineage: Eukaryota; Metazoa; Chordata; Mammalia; Rodentia; Castoridae.
UCGCGGGGCUCGAGGUGCCUGGCGCGUGCUGGUGCUCAGAUUUAUGACAAAGUUCAGUUUCCAACAAUGUUGAAAUCAAAUGAUUGCUUGUUUCCUGUGGAUAGUUUGUUUUUCAAAAACCCAUUGCAGGAUGAAAACUUUUCAGACAAUGGAAAAUCUAUGGAUUGGUUUCUCCCUCCUGCUCCAUUGAUUUCAGAAAUUCCAGAUACUCAGAAAUUAGAGGAAGAGAUAGAAAGUCAUAAACUACUAGGUCAAGAAAAGAGACCAAAAGUGUUAACAUCAAAUUUAAAGAUUACUGAUGAAGACACAAGUUAUGUUUCACGAAUACAAAAAUUGCAAUUUCCCUCUAAUAAAUAUGAAGAUAAUUUAAAUUUAGGAGGAAUGGGUAACCAUGACUUAUCACAUGUCACUGGAAAGCUGACCUAUGGUUUUUCUCAGAAAUAUAAAAAUUACGUGAGUACUGAAAUUGCACCUGAGAAAAAUGUUCCUGAGGACUCCAAAUCAGUCAGCAUUGUGGACGAUAAAGGAGAGAGUUCACUGGCCUUCCGAAAAAGAUUAUUUAAAAUAUGUGACAAUAUCCAUGGAAAUGUUUAUGCUAAUGACAGUGCAGACUUACAUUGUCACAUUGGCUCAGUGAAAACAAUGCAAACAGAAAUGAACAAAGAGAAAUCACGCAGUAACAAGCAGAAACCGCAAUAUUCUGCAAACACAUUUAUAGCAAGUGAUGUUUUUUUUGCUUCUGAAAUUGGGCAAGACAUCCUCAAGCUAUCAUCUUUUGCAGUUGCAUCACAGCCUCAUGAUAUUCAAGGGGUAACAAAAAAUGGCUUAGGUUCCUUGAAGGCUGUCACAGAAGUCCCGGCAAAAUUUAGAAGUAUUUUCAAAGAAUUCCCUUAUUUCAACUACAUACAGUCCAAAGCCUUUGAUGAUCUUCUUUACACAGAUAGGAAUUUUGUGAUUUGUGCUCCAACUGGUUCUGGGAAAACUGUAGUGUUUGAGCUAGCUAUAACGAGGUUGCUCAUGGAAGUACCAUUACCAUGGUUGAACAUUAAAAUUGUUUACAUGGCACCGAUAAAAGCCCUGUGUCAUCAGCGUUUUGAUGACUGGAAAGAAAAAUUUGGACCAAUAGGAUUAAACUGUAAAGAACUCACUGGAGAUACAGUAAUGGAUGACCUAUUUGAGAUUCAGCAUGCCAAUAUUAUUAUGACAACUCCAGAAAAAUGGGACUGCAUGACUAGGAAAUGGAGAGACAACUCUUUGGUCCAACUAGUUCGACUAUUUCUCAUUGAUGAGGUACAUGUUGUAAAGGAUGAACAUCGUGGUCCAACCCUUGAAGUUGUAGUUAGCAGAAUGAAAACUGUACAGUCUUUAUAUCACCCUUUACAAAAUACCAGCACUAUUAUUCCAAUGAGAUUUGUAGCUGUAUCUGCAACAAUUCCAAAUGCUGAGGAUAUUGCAGAAUGGCUUUCAGAUGGUGAAAGACCUGCUGUAUGCCUGAAAAUGGAUGAGAGCCAUAGACCUGUGAAACUUCACAAAGUGGUCCUUGGAUUUCCCUGCAGUAGUAACCAAACUGAAUAUAAGUUUGAUAUAACCCUCAAUUACAAAAUUGCAAGUGUUGUAAGAACAUAUUCUGAUCAGAAACCCACACUUGUGUUUUGUGCAACAAGGAAAGGUGUGCAGCAGGCUGCUUCUGUACUUAUGAAAGAUACUAAAUUUUUUAUGACUGUGGAACAGAAACAAAGGUUACAGAACUGUGCAUGUUCUAUAAGAGAUUCAAAACUGAGAGAUACCUUAAUACAUGGUAUUGCUUAUCAUCAUGCUGGUUUGGAGCUGUCAGAUAGAAAAGUAGUAGAAGAAGCAUUUAUUAUGGGAGAUAUACCAGUUCUUUUUACUACUAGUACUUUAGCUAUGGGAGUAAAUUUACCUGCUCACCUGGUAGUUAUAAAAUCUACAAUGCAUUAUGCUGGAGGAAUGUUUGAAGAGUACAGUGAAACAGAUAUUCUACAGAUGAUUGGUAGAGCUGGUCGUCCUCAGUUUGACACUACAGCUACUGCAGUUAUUAUGACCCGGUUAAGUACAAGAGAGAAGUACGUUCAGAUGUUAGCUUGUAAUGACACUAUAGAAAGCAGUUUGCACAGACAUCUUAUUGAACAUUUAAACGCAGAGAUAGCAUUGCAUACCAUCACAGAUGUGAAUGUCGCUUUGGAAUGGAUACGAUCAACCUUGCUUUAUAUCAGAGCCUUGAAAAAUCCAUCUCAUUAUGGUUUUACAUCUGGAUUGAACAAAGAUGGAAUUGAAGCAAAAUUACAAGAAUUAUGUUUGAAGAAUCUGAAUGAUUUAUCAUCCCUGGACUUGAUAAAGAUGGAUAAAGAUGUUAAUUUCAAACCAACAG